This is a messenger RNA of Solanum tuberosum (potato), 4787 nucleotides long. RefSeq names its product TMV resistance protein N-like. Lineage: Eukaryota; Viridiplantae; Streptophyta; Magnoliopsida; Solanales; Solanaceae. The record is from RefSeq and is a predicted model, not a curated record. The coding region runs from base 472 to 4128 and encodes 1218 amino acids. Gene Ontology annotation, biological process: signal transduction; defense response. Gene Ontology annotation, molecular function: ADP binding; protein binding. The transcript has 8 exons.
CGCCCCUGCCCUUUUGGUUAUUUUAUGAGAGUUGGGAUUAGGGGAAAUGAACAUAGAGCUAGAAAGAAGAGGUAGCCCAAACAUCUCCUUCCUCCUCUGUGCUUUAUUUGAUUAUUCUCUUCCAUUCAAGUAAAGUUGUCUGCUUUUAAUCAAUUUUUGACAGGCAAAGUGCAUUAAGUUGGUGUUUGGAGCAAAUUUUUGUUUCUUUCUCAUUUAAUUUGGGGAUAUUCAAUCCAUCUUCAUAGAAGCUUUUUCUUAUUUGAAGUUUUAUUUGUAAGUUUUGGUUCAAAGACCCUUACUACCUACUUCUAUGUACCUAACACAUUUAAUUUUAUAGUUACCAAUAGACUGUUCCAAUAGCAAUAAUUGAAUAGAGUAGACUUCAUAUAACUUUGUCCCAAAUAUCAUCUCUUUUUACAAUCCACACACUUGAUCUUUUUCUUCUCAAAUUUUAAAAACUUAACUGAAUUCAUGGCAUCAACUUCUUCUUCUUGUUCUGGGUGCUGUCCUCGAUGGAAGUACAAUGUGUUCUUAAGUUUUAGAGGUGAAGAUACUCGUAAAACAAUUAUAGGUUACUUGUAUGAACGUUUGACAAGGAAGGGAAUAAUUGCCUUUCAAGAUGAUAAAAGGCUAGAGCGUGGCGAUUCAAUCCCAGAAGAACUCUUGAAAGCUAUCCAAGACUCUCAAGUUGCCCUCAUCAUUUUCUCAGGGAAUUAUGCUACAUCGAGGUGGUGCUUGGAUGAACUAGUGAAGAUCAUGGAAUGCACCAAGGAUGAAAAUGAAAAAAUAGUCAUGCCGGUAUUCUAUGGUGUGGAACCAUCACAUGUUCGAAACCAAAGUGACAGCUUUGCUGAAGCAUUUGCCGAACAUGAAUCAAAGUAUAAGGAUGAUGGUGAGGGGAUGCAGAAGGUGAAAGAAUGGAGGACUGCCCUAACUGCUGCCGCAAAUCUAAAAGGAUAUGUAUUCGGUAAUGGGGUUGAAUCUGACUAUAUUGAGUGUAUUGUUGAUGAAAUUUCGUUCAAAUGCAAGAGUUCAGUAUCUUAUUUGCACAAAGUUGUGGGAAUAGAUGCUCAAUUAGAGAAAGUAGAAUCCCUACUAAAGAUGGAAAUCAAUGAUGUUCGGAUUGUGUGGAUCUGGGGAAUGGGGGGAGUCGGUAAAACGACAAUAGCAAAGACUAUUUUUUAUAACCUCUCGUCCAAAUUUAAAGAUGGUUGUUUCCUUGAGGAUAUCAAAGAAAACAAACAUAGAAUGCACUCUCUGCAAAAUAUCCUUCUCUCUAAACUGUUAGGGGAAAAAGAAAAUUGUGUGAACAAUAAGGAGGAGGGGAAGCACCUGCUGGCUCGUAGACUUCGGUUUAAGAAGGUUUUAAUUGUGCUUGAUGACUUAAAUCACAUAGACCAGUUGGAUUACCUAGCAGGGGAUCUUGAUUGGUUUGGCAAUGGCAGUAGGAUUAUUGCAACCACUAGAGACAAGCGUUUGAUAAGGAAGGGUGUAGUACAUGAAGUGGAAACACUACUUGACUGUGAUGCUAUUAAACUGUUCAAUCAAUAUGCUUUCAUGAAAGAAGUUCCUGAUGAGUGUUUUAAGGAUCUAAUGUUGAAGAUAGUAAGUCAUGCUAAAGGCCAUCCUUUAGCGUUGAAAGUGUGGGGUUCUUCAUUACACGGGAAGGGUAUAAUUGUGUGGAGAAGUGCUCUAGACCGAAUGAAGAAAAACCCUGGUUCAGAAAUUAUUGAAAACCUCAAAAUAAGUUAUGAUGGGUUGGAGCGUGAAGAGCAAGAUAUAUUUCUAGAUAUAGCAUGUUUCUUCCGAGGAAAUGAAAAAAAAGAAGUCAUGCAAAUCCUUGAGAGUUGUGAUUUUCCAGCUGAAUAUGGAUUGAGCGUCCUUAUUGACAAAUCUCUCGUGUUCAUCUCUAGCCAUAAUAAAAUUCAAAUGCAUGACUUAAUACAAGAUAUGGGUAAAUAUGUAGUGAAAAUGCAAAAGGAUCCGGGCGAACGUAGCAGAUUAUGGCUAGCUGAAGAUUUUGAAGAAGUGAUGGUCAAUAAUACGGGAACCAAGGCAACGGAAGCAAUCUGGUUUCGUUAUCGUCAAGAAAUAUGCUUUAGCAAAGAGGCCAUGAAUAGUAUAAAAAACCUUAGGAUUUUAUACAUAUGUCAGGAGCAUGCAUUCACAUGCAUCAAUUGCCAUGAUGGCUCCAUUGAGUACCUUUCUAACAACUUGCGUUGGCUUUCCUGGAAUCAUUAUCCUUGGGAGUCAUUGCCAGCUAAAUUUGAACCCAAAAAGCUUGUUUAUCUUCAACUAAGGUUCAGUUCACUGCGUCAUUUAUGGACCGAAACAAAGUAUUUGCGGUCCCUACAAAAGCUAGAUCUCAGGGACUCAAAAAGACUCAAAGAGUUGCCAGAUUUCACCAGGAUGCCAAAUUUGGAGUAUUUGUAUCUCAGAUCUUGUAGUAAUCUUGAAGAGGUUCAUGAUUCCCUGGGAUGUUCUAGAAAACUUAUUCAGUUAGAUUUGAGUGAUUGUGAAAGACUUCAGAGGUUUCCAUGUGUUAACGUGGAAUGUCUUGAAUAUCUGGAUCUACGAGAUUGCUCUAGUUUAGAGAAGUUUCCAGAAAUGCUCGGAAGAAUGAAGCCGGAGUUAGAGAUUUACAUGAGACCCUCUGGGAUAAGGGAAAUACCACCAUCUAUUAUUCAACAACAAGCAUGUCUUACAGAGCUAAAUUUGAGUUAUAUGAUAAACCUUGAAGCUUUUCCAAGCAACAUUUGUAAGUUGAAGGGUUUGGUGAAGUUAAAUGUAUCGUACUGCCCAAAACUUGAAAGCUUGCCAGAAGAGAUAGGUGAUUUAGAAAACUUGGAGUGGCUUGAUGCCACAUGGACUCUAAUUUCACGACCUCCUCCUUCCAUUGUCCACUUGAACAAGCUUAAAUUCUUAAGUUUUAAAAAAUAUAAAUCAAAAGAUGGAGUGUGCUUUGUGUUCCCUCAAGUGAAUGAAGGGUUACACUCAUUGGAACAUUUGAAUCUCAAUCACUGCAAUCUAAUAGAUGGAGGACUUCCGGAAGACAUUGGAUGCUUAUCCUCUUUGAAAGAGUUGUAUCUCUGUGAAAAUAAUUUUGAGCAUUUGCCUCGAAGCAUAACCCAACUUGGUGCUCUUCUAUCCUUGGACUUAUCACAGUGCAAGAGGCUCAAAGAGUUGCCAGAUUUCACGGGGAUGCCAAACUUGGAGACUUUGAAUCUGUCAAAUUGUAUGAAUCUUGAAGAGGUUGAUCAUUCCGUGGGAUUUCUCAAAAAGCUUUGUACAUUAAAAUUGACUAAUUGUAAAAGGCUUAAGAUGUUUCCAGUUCUGUGCAUUGAUUCCCUUGAAUAUAUGGGUAUGUGUGGGUGUUCUAGUUUAGAAAAUUUUCCAGAAAUCAUCGGAAGCAUGCAAGUGGAGUCAGAGAUUCACAUGCUAGACAGUGUGAUGAGGGAUCUAAAUUCGGUGUAUAUUUCAUUUCCUGAUUCCUUGUCUCAGAGUAUCAUUUCCUUGCAGCAUGACAUCUCUGGUUCAGAUUCCUCGUCACUAAGAGUGUUUACCAUUGAGCAUCCUGGGAAGAAGAUCCCAAGAUGGUUCCACCAUCAGGGAAUGGAUAAAAGUGUUUCAGUCAAUUUGCCUAAGAAUUGGUAUGUAUCAAAUAACUUUGUGGGAUUUGCUGUAUGUUACUCUGGCUGCUUAACUGAAACCACAGCUCAAUUGAUUCCCUUGUGUGAUGAUGGCAUAUCGUGGAUGACCCUGGAAGUGAAAUCAUCCCACCAUUCAAAAUGGAUUACAGAACCUAAGAUUCAUUUUUUCUUGGUACCUCUUGCUAGAUUAUGGGAUCCAUCUAAGGCAAAUGGAAAAACACCAAAUGACUAUGGAAUUGUUAGAUUAUCUUUCUCUGGAAAAAUGAAGGAGUAUGGAUGUCGUUUGUUGUAUAAAGAUGAACCAGACCUCGAAGCCUUGUUACAAAUAAGGAAAAAUAAUGAUAAACCAACAGAGAACUCCAUGAGCAAUGAAGCCAGCUGCUCCUCUUGUAAGAGACAUUCUAAUAUUCGUGGGAGAGUCACCAGUCUCUUCAGAAACUUUGCAGCUCUUUCGUGCAAACCCAGGAAUUUCUCUUAAAUAUUGGUCUUGAGAUACGUUGGAGUCGUGGACGCUGCCAACAGAAAAGGGACUGUCGAGCUGCAAAGAUACAGUAAGGAACACCCAUUUGCACAACUCUCAGGAUCGGAUGCAUGGUCCGGGUGCUGGGGCUGAAGUGACAGCUGGUCGAGAUUCUGUGACAUCUGGCAACUUGCUAGGGAUUUGGGUAAAAGAUGAAACAUUUGACAUCAGAGAUGGUGGAGGAAGCUGGAGUACGAGGUGGAAUCGAGGUUUGUUAUCCCUCGUGAAGAUGAAUGUGCGCGAAGCAGGAAAGCUGUGCCAAAACGGAUGGAUGAAAGAAGUCUUGGAACUAUCACAUCAGAAAGCACAAGUGGUCCAAAUGGGAACUAUUUCCAAGAAUAUUUGAAUGUAGUUACCAAGGUCUACUGACGAAGCGUAGUUAUCUACAUGGUACAAGUAGUUUGUGUAUAUGAAGCAUGCGGAUUAAGUAGUUUGUGGCUUUCAAAUCCAUACUCAUAUGUGCUGCUCCAACUUCAAUAAUUUAUCCAAUCCAUCUACAUGGAUGCUAAUCUAAUCAGUACUAUUGAAAACUCACCAACUUAUGGAAAGAUCCUCAAGAUUCAAUUUGUUUUAUAAACUUCUCUAUUUUUAUGUAAAAUUAUAGUAUUUCUUCGCUA